UUUUCCUUCUCAGCCCAUCAGGACCCUUGUGUGCAGCACCAGGCCUGUACAGGACAUGAUGUUGGCGUUUGUUUACUGCGUCUCCUGCUUUCUUGUGUACAUGCAUUUCCUCCUUGACAUUUAUAAAGGUGUAUGUCUAUGAGAUCCGCAACCUUUUCUUUUCUCUCGAACAUCCUCGUGUGAGAUUGUAUGAAUGUUUUCCCCCCUUUUAUUGAGAAAGUGGCAAAAAGACGAGAGGAAAAUGUUAUUAUUGGCAAAGUGUUUUUUUUGUGCUAUCUGACACGGAAGGAAAUAUAUUUUUUCUGUUAAUUUAAGAAUUUAAGAUCAUUGAGUUGCUGAAAUUGUGUCAUUUAAUUGACCUCUCCGGGCUCGUUUCUGCAGUUUGGCAUCAUGGAUUGAGGUUCUGAAAGGACGUGUUUUGUUUAUUUUUGUUUGUAUAUAUAUAUAUGUGUGUGUGUGUGUGUAUGGACAAGCAAAGUGAUGAGUAUAUUAUAAAUAUAUAUAAAUAUUUGAAGAGAUAUGACAACAUCUUGUGGUUUGUGUCUAUUUGUGUGGUGCUUUCAGGGGCACAAGAAACCAAGGUGAAACUGCAAAAAUGACUUAGAUCAGAAGCACGACAAGGAGGAAAAAUUGAUUAUGAUUCAAAUUGAUGGAAUCGAGCUAUUUAAUCUGGAUGCAAAUUCCCCCAAAGAGCAGUGCUGUUAUGGAUGAGGCCCGGCAGUUACUAUGGGGGGAACCCGGUGAUGUCAAAGCUGAUGUAAAAAAUGAAAUGGGGAAGCCUGCAGAUCUCCGGUGCCUUCUGCAGCAAUAAAGAAAAAUUAGAAAAAACAGCGGACGCUUAUUCGACUAAUGGGCUGUCUCGGUGCGUUUAGGGCCAGUUCGUACAGCAGAAACGCAUCCGGGCUUGUUGCUGCUGCAGCUACGGGUCCUCUGAUCGAGUGCUCCCUGCCCUACAGCCUGUAUCUCAUCGUCAUACAGAGGUUUCCCCCCCUGCUGCAUGCGUAACAUCUCUCCAAGUCCAGCCGUGGUGCUCACCAAGACCUCACCGCUUGGCUCUCAUCUUCCUACACGGAAUACGCACGACUCGCAUUGAGCGAACCGCUGAGGCGAAAUUAAAACGCCAGGAUUUACCUCCUCGGGUUCAGUCCAGACCGAAACGAGGCUGGGAUUUCCUCUUAUCAUUUGAUAUUUGACAGAUCCUCUUUUUUUUUUUUGUGUGUGUGUGUGUGUUGGGUGGAGUCAACCCGGAAUUCUCCAAAUUGGAAAACCAUUGGCACAUUUCAGGAGCACCAUGAAGGACGGUAUCGCCAACAACAGCACGGCCAGCAUCUCCCAAGCCAGGAAAGCUGUGGAGCAGCUGAAGAUGGAGGCCUGCAUGGAUAGGAUAAAGGUCUCCAAAGCGGCUGCAGACCUGAUGGCGUACUGCGACGCCCACAUACGCGAGGACCCCCUCAUCAUGCCCGUCCCCGCCUCCGAGAACCCUUUCCGGGAGAAGAAGUUCUUCUGCAGCAUCCUCUGAUGACCUGCCGGUCGAGCUGUAUGGGUGCAGGCAUGGCGUUGCCUGUCUUCUCUGUCUUCACCACACCUGAAGCUACUGGCCAUAGGCGUUGAGUUGAGUUUUGCCAGGUGGACACUCUGUUGUUGGUCAGCUCUGUCCUGGUGGCUGAAGGUUUUGGGGGAGUCAACUACCAAACUGGCGACCCAAUGAGCGUAUCAUGUCUUGUUAAAUAGGUUUGUUAUUGCUUUGUUAUUAGAGAACAGCCUUGCUCAGUGCUUAAUGAGAUGAGAGAUGUUUUUUUUCUUUAAUUGUGCUAGAUCUUAACAUGCCUCAGGAAACAGAAAUUUGCCCAGUGUCUCUGACUUUUUUUAAAUAUUUAUUUCCCUUCCCUUUACCUGAAUAAAAAAGCAUUCAUCUUUUUGUUAUCUUGAACAUAACGAGUUAGUUUUUAUUGCUUUCAGUGCACAGGUUUGACUAUUCGUAGCAAAACAUUACUGAAAGUACUGCUGAAAUUUGACACUUUCCUCACUAGUGGUUUCUCUUUCAAUUUGCCUCGAGACACAAAUAAUUAAUCUGCUAGUUGUAGUGCCGCAGUACAGUCAGAUUCAGAUUAGAGCCCAGAAACAGAAACCUUAUCUUGCUUAGUAAAUGAUUUGUUUGUGCCAACUGCUCUGGUAAUACGGAGGUGGCUGCACAUCAGUUCUGCUGCAAAUAAAUAAAUAGACCCUGUGUUUAUUGGAAGAUGCAGAGCUAAUGUUUCAACAGCGAGAUGAGUUCCUCAGGGCUAUCAGUGUGCAAACAACCCUUAGGUCAAGAAUUAUUUAUGAAUCUGCCACCUCCUUCUCAGGCCCACUCUAAUGCAUUCUUCCCUUGCUGCUCCUUUAAUUUACUCAUCAUAUACUUCAUCCACGUCAAAUCAGAGACACUAUCGGUUAAUCCUGCAGCCCCUGACUGGAAUAUUUGUACAAGUUGCAGGAGACAUCUUUUCCCCUUGUUUCCUUAACGGUCUCAUUUGUUUUCUGGGCAUGUUUCUUGAGCCUGAUUCUUUUUGCCUGUCCUAGAGUGAAUGGCAAGGCCUUUGACAUUAAUGCCAAACCAGAGGCCUGCAUGUUCCUCCGCUCCUUUUUGGCAGCCUCCUCUGUUUCCGAGGGGCUGUCAGUCUUUUAGAGUGUACAGUAUGUUACAGUGCCAAUUUCUGUGAGAGCAGUGUGAUCUUCACACUGUGCUCCCACAGCCUUUUUUCCCCCCGUUUUUGUUUGUUUUCGGAAGAAAAGGCACACUGUCGAAACAUUUCCUUUACAUGGUAGUUGAAUAGCAUUUGCUAAUUUUUACGAUGAAUUGUUAUGAUCGUUAUUAAUAUUGUUAUUAUCGGUAGUAUUAUUGAAUAUUUGUUGCACAGCACUGACAGCUACAUGACGUGUAGUGCUACUAAGCUUGUAUGAUACUUAGGAGAAAAAACAUUUAUAAAUCAUGCAAUUAUUGAUACUAUCUGACUAUUUUUUAAGAAUAACGGUUAAGGGUCGGUUUACAUAAUAUAAUAUGAUCCCUUCGGUGGUUGAGGCUUUUUGCAUUAUCGUUUCUGUAAAAUUAAAAUAAAUUUCCUCUUGGUACUUGGUAAGAGCCAUCGCAUUAGGAAUCAAACUGAAACUGGACUGUCACAAACUAUCGGACUCAAAUUGUUUUCAGGAUAAUUAUUGUCUUUAUUUCCUAAAUCAAAAACACCUGAGACUGACCUCAGGGCGCUCCCACUGACCUCAUCUUAAGGAUGGUGCCAAAUCUGAAACAAGAAAUAUAACGGUUAGAGAUGAAUAUUGCAUGGAUUUAUUUCUAUCUUUAACAGAGAGAACUAUUAUGAUAUGAAAUAUUGCCUCUUCGUUGACUUUCUGGGUGCUACUUUGCACAUAAUAAUCUCCUUGGAGUACGGAUAUGUCGACAAUGUGCAGCUGUAUUCAUGAAUGGUAUUAUCGUUUUGGUAAAAAAAAAAUAGCAUUUAAAUAGUAGGCUUUGUAAAUCCUUUGAUGGAUCAAAUGAAUUAAAGGAAAACGGCAACCCCAAUGUGCUGUGUCUUCAA
Molecule: messenger RNA, 3569 nt
Organism: Anarrhichthys ocellatus (wolf-eel)
Lineage: Eukaryota; Metazoa; Chordata; Actinopteri; Perciformes; Anarhichadidae
Gene: gng4
Product: G protein subunit gamma 4
Exons: 3
Coding region: 1292-1519 (75 amino acids)
Biological process (GO): G protein-coupled receptor signaling pathway
Cellular component (GO): heterotrimeric G-protein complex
Molecular function (GO): G-protein beta-subunit binding
Source: RefSeq, a predicted model, not a curated record